UCUCUCAUUCACACCAUCACAACAUAUACCACAUUCAUCAUAAAACCAAGCAGCAUCACCCCUUGUGAUCAUCAAUGGGUGAGAACAUUGCUGUAGAUGCAGUUGCAUCGGUGGUGCUCAAUAAGCUAAGGGAGUUGAUCAAGGACAAGUCCUUCGCGAGCAACAAGAUCAUCGACCAUCGCCUCAAGCAGAUGGAGCGGAAGCUCAAGGAUACGAGCUGGCUCACCUUGGUUGGCGCUGAAGAAAUCAAGAACCUGAGGAAGGAGUACCUCGACGAGAUCUACUCCAUCGAGGACUCCAUUGAGUCCUUUGCCCUUCGCUUCACCCGCCAGAGGAAGAAGCUCGGAUUCCUCAUGAAUCAUGCUCUCUUCCUCAAAUAUUUCACAGCUCUUAAAAUGCUCGACUUCAAACUCCGCCAUAUUCAGAGGAACGUUAAGAAGCUCAACAUUCGAACAAACAGCCUUGAAAGCUACAACACAAUGGGAAGACUGGAGAUCAAACAGAGUCCUACACUUUCUUUCAUUCAUGAAGAAACUCAAGGUCUGAGCUCAAGCAUGAACUGCGUCAACACCAGAAAAAACAGCCUUGAAAGCAGCAACAAAGAGGGAAGACUGGAGAUCAAACAGAUUCAUGAAGAAAGUCAAGGUCAGAGCUCAAGCAUGAAUAGCGUGGAGAGCAGAACAAACAGCCUUGAAAGCAGCGACAUAGAUGGAAGACUGGAGAUCAAACAGGCUCCUACACUUACUUCCAUUCGCGAAGAAACUCAAGGCCUGAGCUCAAGCAUGAAGCGCGUCAAGAGCAGUCCCGUUUUUGGAAACAUAAAAGAAAGGCCACCAGCUUUAUGCAAGAACCGCUCCUUCAAAGUGCUCUCACGCAGUCAUGCCUCAAUGAUUCGAGAGAGGUGGGAGCAUUCGAAGCUCAUUUACAGUCACUCCUAUAAUGGGAAAGGACUAUCUAUGGUCGGAUACGAAGGCAAGGUGGGAGAUCUCCUGCAUAGGCUUGAGUAUUCGGAUGACCUGAUAAUCCCAAUUGUAGGGGAACUGGGCUCAGGCAAGACGAUGCUGGCUCGUGCUGUCUAUCGAAACAGAAGCAUCAAGAACAAGUUCAAGCCUGCUGCUUUCGUGAACAUUUUCAAGGAAUCUACGGUGACGGACAUCCUGCUCGCCUUGCUGAACCAGGUUAAGAAGAAAUCGGAAGUGCAGAAUGGGAGCGAUGAGAAGUCCCUCGAAAGUCUCAAGGAGGAACUCAAUGAUAAGAUGUACUUGGUCGUGCUCGAUGGAGUUCAGUCAUUGAAUCAAUGGAAAAGACUUAAAGAUGCCUUCCCAGAUCAACAAAAUGGGAGCAAGAUCAUCCUUACCACCCGCGAUGAGCGAGUAGCGAUGCAUGCUGAUCCAAUGGGGAGGCAGAUAUAUAAUUUGGAGAAGCUCAGCCCGGAAGAGAGCUGGGCUUUGUUCAUAAGAAAGGUGGGCUUCAAAACACAUCCAGAAAAUUCUCUGAAAGAGAAAAUUAAUGAUGUUUGCAGGGGGCUGCCUUUGAACAUUGUGCUGCUCGGCAGUCUGUUGUCAAUGAAGCAGAGAGGGGAGUGGUCGGAAAUAGUCAAGAAGAUCGACAGAAACUGGCAAGCCUCAGAUAUUAUGAACUUUAGCUACAAUGAUUUGGAUCACCAUUUGAAACUGUGUCUCAUCUAUAUGGCACUGUUUCCCAGAGAAAUCGACAUUCCAGUGAGGAGGCUGAUACGGUUGUGGCUUGCUGAGGGAUUCGUAGAACGACGACAGAAACAUGGAGGGUUCCAAGAAGAUGAGGCGCAUUAUUAUUUCAAAAACAUGGUCAAACGCAGCUUGAUAAUGGUGUCGAAACAAAGACCAGAUGGAAGUGCUAGAAGUUGCCGGUUGCAAGGAGCCCUUCACGACCUCUUGAUGGAACAGGCGCGGGAUAUCCGCCUUUUCCAUGUAAAUCGAGGAUCAGAUGGUUCUUUCGAAAUGAGGAGACAUGUUGAAUAUUCUGCUGAUGCCUGGAAUGCUCUACCUAAGCCUUCUCAAAUGCAGCAUCUCAGGUCUUACAUAUCUUUGAACCUACAGAAGAGUGAUACUCCAGCAAAGAAUGCAAACUCUCUUCUUAAAGAAAUGGGAAAAAGGCUUGGCUUGCUGAGGGUACUUGAUCUGGAGGGAGUAUUCAAACCUCGUUUGCCUGACAACCUAGGCGACUUGUUCCAUUUGAGUUAUUUGGGAUUGAGAUGGACUUUCUUGGAUAAGCUUCCUAAAUCAGUUGGUGAACUCCCUUAUCUCCAAACAUUAGACCUGAAGCAAACACGCAUACACAAGAUCCCGGCCACCAUUUGGAAACUGAAGAAUCUCCAGCACCUCAAUCUCCAUGAAUUUCAUCUAGACAAGGACUGCCACGAGUCCUUGCCCGAUCUGCUGACACUCUGGGGAUUAUCAGUCAGCCACGAGAGCCCCAUCAAUAAUGGUUUGAGCAAGAUGAAACACCUAAGAGAAUUAGGCAUUUCUUUCCGUUUCAUCCAGCGCAGUGAUGAUGAUGCUGUCCAAGACAGAGGUCAUGACCAAUCUACAGAAGAUUUGGUGGAGUGGAUUUCUAAGUUAAGGGAUCUUCAAUCGUUGAUGUUACGAUCCCUUGAUGAUUGUGGGAAACCUUCAGCUCUUAGUUUAAGGCCGUUUUCAGGCCUGAUCAAACUUUCUGACAUGAAGUUACUUGGAAAGCUGCAACAACUUCCAACCUGGGAUCAGUUCCCACCUCAUAUUAAGGUUCUCACAUUAUCAUUGACGUCUCUAUCCCAAGAUCCCAUGCCAACUCUUGGACAGCUCCCGAAAUUAACAGUUUUGAGGCUGCUCGGCAAUUCAUUCCUCGGGGAGGAAAUGGUCUGCCCGAGUGAAAGCUUUAAGAAUCUUGAGGUUCUAAAACUCUGGGUGCUCCAAGAUCUCAAGGAAUGGAAAGUUGAAGACGGGGCAAUGAAGAAACUCAAAGAGGUCAACAUUAGAAGGUGUUCCAAACUUCUAAACUUCCCAGCCAGCUUGCUGGAGCAGGAAACUUUCCAAGAUUUGAUCUUAAACAACAUGCCCUCUGAGUUCAAGAAUAAUAUUGCCAACGAGUAUCAGUGGAAGGUCUCCACCGAAGAUUUUUGUCAGCAUCUUUAUGGUUAAGAUUAGGAUGAUUCUUUUAAGGAUGUAGCAUUAGUAUUUAUUUAAUGAAUGUUUUAAAAUCAUAAGUAUUGUGUAAAAUGCGAUGAACUUGAGACACA
Salvia hispanica is the source of this 3256-nucleotide messenger RNA. The record is from RefSeq and is a predicted model, not a curated record. NCBI's taxonomy places the organism in Eukaryota, Viridiplantae, Streptophyta, Magnoliopsida, Lamiales, Lamiaceae.